AUUACGAGAAAAUACACUCAAUUUGAAAUGCCAUAUUCUGAAGACUAUAUUAAAAAUAAACUAAGUAAAGUACUAGAUCCUUCACACAUUUUUUUAAUGUAAAAAAUAGUGAAAAAUGAGAGAAAAUAUUAAAAUUGGUUUGGUGAUUGGAUUGACAAUAUUGUUAAGAUGGUGCGUUACAUUUCAUCCUUAUAGUGGUAGAAAAAGUCCACCGAUGCACGGAGAUUAUGAAGCUCAACGUCAUUGGCAGGAAAUAACAUUUAAUUUACCGCUCAAUCAAUGGUAUUCUAACACCACUGAUAAUGACUUACAGUAUUGGGGAUUGGAUUAUCCACCAUUAACAGCAUAUCAUAGUUUAAUUCUUGGAAAUAUCGCAAAUACUAUAAGCCCCGACUUUGUCAAAUUGCAUGAUUCGCGUGGUUUCGAAUCAUCGGAUCAUAAACUAUUUAUGCGAUUGUCUGUUCUAAUCACUGAUUUAAUAAUUUAUGUUCCGGCAAUUGUUUUUUAUUUCCUUUCUGCUAUUCCUGAGUUUAAGAGUAUCCAAGAAAAUAAUAUAUUUGGCUUUAAUAAAUUGCAUUUCACAAUAUUAACUGCUUUAGUAUAUCCAGGAAUCAUCCUCAUCGAUCACGGACAUUUUCAGUAUAAUUCUAUUUCAUUAGGAUUUUUUUUAUUAGCUGUAGUAUUAAUAAUCCAUAAAUUUUUGUCACUUGGAUCUUUUUUUUUUGUUUUAGCGUUAAAUUAUAAACAAAUGGAGCUAUAUCAUGCAUUACCUAUUUUUUUUUAUAUUCUUAGUGAGUGUAUACCGAAUCGAAAAAAAUCUAUUUUAUUGUGUUUAAAAUCUUUUGUGAGCGUAUCUCUUACUGUUAUUAUUACAUUUUCUGUAAUUUGGUUGCCAUUUUUAAGAAAUAUGAAUUUCAUCGAUGUAGUUAUCAGACUUUUCCCACUUAGUCGCGGAGUUUUUGAAGAUAAAGUGUCCAAUAUUUGGUGUACUAUUAAUAUUUUUGUGAAAUUACGUGAAUUAUUUGAUCAUUUGCAAUUAGCUCAAAUUUGCUUUUUUACUACCGUAAUUUUUUCUCUUCCUUCCGGUAUUGGUAUUUAUUUAAGUCCAUCGCCUGAAAAGUUUAUUUUAUCAUUAAUAAAUAGUGCGUUAGCUUUUUAUUUAUUCUCGUUUCAAGUACACGAAAAAACAAUUUUGUUAGUUGCUAUUCCGGUAUUAAUUUAUUUUCAUUAUGAUCCACUUCCAUGUUUUUGGUUUUUAAUAAUUUCAACAUUUAGCUUAUUACCAUUAUUAAUAAAAGACGGUUUGUUUAUUGCUUAUUUUAGUUUAAUAAUUUUUUAUAAUGUUUUGAUUUUUUGGAUAUGGUUUGAUGAAUUCAAUCUCCAUACUAAAAUUAAAAAUGAAAAUUUCACAAUGAGGAAACGAACAGAAUUAAAAGAAAAAAACCAAUCUAAUUUUGUCAAAAAAAACAAUUUAAUAAUAAACAACUCCACAUUAAACAUAUAUUUCUCUCAUUUUAUACAAUUAUUUCUUAAAUUGAAAAAAAAAAUGUUUUAUUUAUCAAUAGUAGGAAUGUUUCUAUUAUCUUUAGUAAUCAGAUUUAUUGAACCUCCACGCCGCUUUCCAGAUCUGUUUCCACUUUUUAUAUCAGUCUAUUCUUGUGGGCAUUUUUUGUUAUUUUUUGUAUAUUUUAAUAUCAAACAAAUUUUUAUACUACGCUCAAAGACAAAGAGAGUGAAGCAUUUAUCUAAAUGUGAAUGGUAAAUGUAGUUGAUAUUA
Molecule: messenger RNA, 1777 nt
Organism: Microplitis demolitor
Lineage: Eukaryota; Metazoa; Arthropoda; Insecta; Hymenoptera; Braconidae
Gene: gny
Product: dolichyl pyrophosphate Man9GlcNAc2 alpha-1,3-glucosyltransferase
Exons: 2
Coding region: 116-1762 (548 amino acids)
Biological process (GO): protein N-linked glycosylation
Cellular component (GO): endoplasmic reticulum membrane
Molecular function (GO): dolichyl pyrophosphate Man9GlcNAc2 alpha-1,3-glucosyltransferase activity
Source: RefSeq, a predicted model, not a curated record